AAAAAAAAAAACAAGAUUUCCAGUUUGAAGAAGCCAACUCAAAAAAAAAAAAAAAGAAUGCAGAAAAUGGGAGAUGAAAAUCCCAGGGUUAUGUACGGUGUGAUCAUCACCGUGUACGUUGAUCGUCAAACGACGACAGUCCGAUCGUUUCAAGGGAGACGUAAGAAAGAUGAAGGAGAUAGAUUCAUUCAGAGGACGACGAGGAUGCGUGAGAUCGGAAAAACACUUGGCUAUGAUCGGAGAGCUAAUCUGUUAGCGAAUAUUCGUCAGUUGAGAUCGGCGAGUCUUACCGGCGGCGGAGAAAGUGACAACAAGCCUCAACGGCCGAACCCGAAGAAGAAGAAGAAAAGAAGGUGGAUCAGGAAAUUGUUUAGUAAGUUCCGGUUACCAUUUCGCCGGAAAAAUAGAACGUGGAGAUACCGCCAGUUUGAUCCAGAUGAAGAAGAAGGAGAAGUGACGAGCAGAACUAAUCACAAUUCUGAUCUUUGGAACAAACUUAAACAUGUGGUUGGAGGUUUAUCACGCGGCUGCUUACGAAGUAGAAGAGAGUCAGAGACUCGUGAAGACAAAAUAUAAAUCAUCAUGAUAAGAAGUUUUGUCCCAAGUUGGCUGAGAUGUGAGAACAAUUUUUUCCUUUUCACAAAAUCAAUUUAUUGUUCUUCCAGAAUUUGAGGAAGACGAUGAUCAAAUCGAUACAAAGGGAAAUAAAAGAGAAAUUUGAAAAGAGGCAUAAGAGAGACCAUGCCUCAGUGGAGAGUACAACAAUGCAGAAACAAUGAUACAAUUACACAGAAUACAUAAUUUACAUGAAAAAUAAAUAAAAGAAAGGGACGACUGCGAGUUUUUUUUUUUUUUUUCAAUUCCCUGUGUAUGGCUAAUUGGCUAGUCAUGUAAAGCCUUUUUAUACUGCUCCUGCAAUUUUUAAGUCAAAUGUAAUCGUGGAGAGAAAUA
Molecule: messenger RNA, 951 nt
Organism: Capsella rubella
Lineage: Eukaryota; Viridiplantae; Streptophyta; Magnoliopsida; Brassicales; Brassicaceae
Exons: 3
Coding region: 58-576 (172 amino acids)
Source: RefSeq, a predicted model, not a curated record